Molecule: messenger RNA, 1968 nt
Organism: Lycium ferocissimum
Lineage: Eukaryota; Viridiplantae; Streptophyta; Magnoliopsida; Solanales; Solanaceae
Product: pentatricopeptide repeat-containing protein At4g21065
Exons: 2
Coding region: 314-1930 (538 amino acids)
Biological process (GO): RNA modification
Molecular function (GO): protein binding; RNA binding
Source: RefSeq, a predicted model, not a curated record
UAGACACCAUGUGUUCAACAACCAUCACAAAACUUCUAAAACUAUCUGUCCAUCCACAUCUUUUUCUUAUACAAAACUGCAAAAACAUAAAACAUCUAAUGAAAUUUCAUGCACAUUUCAUCACAAAUGGACUUUCCAAUAAUACCCUUUUCCUAAGUGCCAUUCUUUAUUUUACUGCACUUUCUAAAAAUGGAAAUUUAGCAUAUGCCCACUUAAUUUUUAACCAAAUUAAUUCACCUAAUACUUUCAUGUUUAAUACUAUGAUUAGAGGCUAUGCUGAUUCUAACCUUAAUAAUCCAAUCCAACUAAAGCAAUGUCUUUUUAUGUUAAAAUGUUGCAAUAUGGUUUUUUACCUAAUAAUUAUACUUACCCUUUUGUAAUUAAAGCAUUGUGUAGGACUAAAGAUUAUAUUUUUGGUGAAACAUUGCAUUGUUCUGUUAUUAAAUUUGGGCAUGUUAUGGACCUUCAUAUAGCAAAUUCACUUUUACAUAUGUAUGCAAGUUUUGGGGUUUUUUCAAAUGAGGUUAUGAAACUGUUCGAUGAAAUGCCUGAAAGAGAUGUAGUUUCUUGGAAUGUGAUCAUUGAUGAUUUGGGUAAAAAUGGUUGUUUUGAUGAGGUUAUGGAUGCAUUUAACGAGAUGUGUCGAUAUGGGGUUGAGCCUAACUCGGUUACACUUCUUGGACUUGUCUCAUCUUGCUUGAAAUUUGAAGAUUUUGGCUUGGGUAAGUUGAUUCAUUUGUAUAUAAUAAAGAAAGGAAUAGACAUUAGUGAAAAUCUUGGGAAUGGGUUGAUUGAUAUGUAUGCUAAGUUUGGAGAUACGGAGUCGGCUGGGAAGUUGUUCGAUAGGAUGGAGAUGAAGACAGUUUUCGCGUGGACUUCAAUUCUUGAUGGUUUUAUACAAAAGGGUGAACUAGAAAGAGCUAGUGUUGUUUUUAAUCAGAUGCCUAAUAAAGAUACUACUGCUUGGAAUGUCAUGCUUAAUGGGUAUUCUGAGGCGGGUGACAUGAUUUCAGCAGAGACGAUCUUUCGAGCAAUGCCAGAGAGAGAUUUAGUCUCAUGGAACACUAUGAUUGUUGGCUGUAGUCAGAACAAGAAGUAUAUGAAGUCCUUAGAGAUGCUAAUGGAAAUGCUCGGGUUUGGAUUGAAACCAGAUCGGAUUACAUUAGUCGGGUUGUUCUCAGUGUGUGGAUAUGCAGGUGUACUACGUGUCGGUGAAGCCAUUCACUCCUUCAUGGAAAAACUUAACAUAAAGGAGGAAGAAGUCCAGGUCGCCUUGUUGGAUAUGUAUAGCAAGUGUGGUGAUCCUGAGAAAGCUCUUAGAGUAUUUCACACGAUACCGAGAAAAUCAGUGUUGGCUUGGACAACAAUGAUCGUCGGACUAGCAAUGAACAGUCUUGCAAGUGAAGCUCUUAUGUUCUUUCAUCAAAUGUGUGAUGAGGGAAUAAAGCCUAAUGAGAUAACAUUUUUAGGUGUUCUAUGUGCUUGUAGUCAUGCAGGUUUAGUAAAAGAAGGUAAAUGGUUGUUCAAUGCUAUGAGUAAAGUACAUGGCAUUACACCAAGAUUUGAGCAUUAUGGUUGUAUGGUGGAUCUUCUUGGCCGGGCCGGUUUGCUUAAAGAAGCAGAGAUGUUUAUUCAAAAUAUACCUGAAAAGGCUGACGCUGGCAUAUGGGGUGCCUUAUUGGGAGCUUGUCGAACGCACGGGGAGGUUCAAAUGGGUGAAAAGAUAGCCAAGAUUGUGACUCAAAUGGACCCAUAUCACUCGGGGCAGUACAUUCUUCUCUCCAACAUGUAUGUUGCAGAAAAUAGGUGGCUUGAUGCUGAAAAGGUAAGGAAGAAGAUGAAAACUUCAGGUAUACAUAAAACUCCAGGGUUCAGUUUGGUUGAGAUGAAAGGUGAAAUGCAACAAUUCAUAGUAGGCAAUCAUUCUUAGUAGGAAAUUUGCCAAUUCUGAUGCAUGUACUAUGAAAA